Molecule: messenger RNA, 1048 nt
Organism: Puntigrus tetrazona (Sumatra barb)
Lineage: Eukaryota; Metazoa; Chordata; Actinopteri; Cypriniformes; Cyprinidae
Product: SLAM family member 6-like
Exons: 3
Coding region: 75-740 (221 amino acids)
Source: RefSeq, a predicted model, not a curated record
GAAGUUAGUUUUUUUUAACGCUUCUGUUUCUCUGCUGUCACGAACGCCUCAGUCUGUCGUCUAAACGUCUGGACAUGAACGUCUUUCAAGAGUCCUGCUGCUCCAUUUUAGGAGUUCUCCUGGUUUUUCUUCUCCAAGGGUCGUGUGUUGAUCCAGAGACGGAGGUCGUGCACAAAGCUGUUGGAGACUCACUGGAAUUAAUCGCUAAAUAUCCAAAAAAAGAUCUUGAAGUACACUGGAAAUAUCAUGAGAGUGAUUUUGCUGUGUACCAAAAUAAUGAUUUCAGAAUAGCUAAUCCUGAAUUAUUUUCAGGAAGACUAAAGCUGUAUAAAGACAAUAUUAGCGUAACAGUAACAAACCUUAAACUCCAGGAUUCUGGAAGCUUCUCUAUUGUUGCAGAAACAGUACAUAAUACACAUGUUACACAAUACACAACCAAACGGAUUGAGCUACAUGUUCAUGAUCUCAUCAGAGAGGUGAACAUUCAGUACGAUUAUUCCUGGCUGCAAUCUCAAAACAUCUGCUUGUUUCAUCUCCGGUGUGCGGCUGAUGAUCCCGGGACCUUCUACAGCUGGAGCGGUCAUCAGAUCGGGACUCAAGGAUCUGACCUGAACAUCACUCUCGGUCCAGAAGAGAAAAACACAGUCACCUGCACAGCCAGGAACAACGUCAGCAUCAAGAGCACUACUGAGGAUGUAGUGUGCACAAGGAAGGGUCAAAGGUUCUGUGUAAAGGCUUAACUUCUCUAAGGAUACAAAAAGGUUUACUUUGAAAUAAAGACAAGCAAAGAAAAGGCCUGUGUAUUUUGGAGAUUAUGUGUAUUUUUUAAAUAGCUCUAAAAUGAUCUUGUUAAAUUAUUUAGCAUGAUAUUUAGGAUGUAUAUAUAUUAAGAGCAACAUGGGCCCAAUUAAAAAGAAAAAUCUGUUCAAGUCACCAGUACUGCAUUUUUAUUUAUCAUAUUUCCUUGUUUAUUUUUGAUAAGAUGAACUUGAACUUGAAUCUAAAACCAAAAGCACUUUCUUUAAAAAUGUACUCAUUUCAACCAUAA